UGAUGGGUUUCCGCCUUGCGGACUCGAGAGAUACCAGUGGGCUUUGCGCAACUUGAGGCAUCCAAAUAGAAGCAGACGUCUUGACCUUCGUCAGCAUCCGCACGCACAGCGGAUUUGCUAGCUUCCCUUCUCAUCCCUUUCCUAUCCCAAUCCUGCAAAGCCGGCAGCCAGCAUUAUACUAAUACCAAUCUAGAUUCGAUUUACUCCUCAUCUAUCACCAUGUCUAAGACCAAGUCCAGCGACAAGUCCUCGAAGAAGGGCAGCGCCAAGAAAGCCGAACUUUCCAGCGUCAAGGAAGGUCGUGUGACUAAGCCUACCCAAUCCUCGAAGGCAAACAGCAAGAAGAUCGCCAAAUCUGCUGCCAGUAGCCUUUCAAAGAAGAAAUCCAAGAAGGUGCCUACUCCCGAGCCUGAGUCCGACUCUAGCUCCAGCUCCAGCGAAGACGAAGACGACAGCUCCGCAAGCGAGAGCGAGGAAGAGGUUGAUACCAAAGCACCCGCCAAGGCUAAGGGUGCGAAGAAGUCCGCUGAGGAAUCUGACUCUGAUUCGUCGAGCGAUGAUUCUUCCAGCAGCAGCGAUGAGGAGGAGGAGGCCCCGAAGGUCAAUGGCAAUGCCAAGGCUGUGAAGAAGGAUGCCUCUGACUCUGAAAGCUCCAGCGAUGAUUCUUCAAGCGACAGCAGCGAGGAUGAGUCCGAGGACGAGAAGCCAGCCACGAAGAAGACUACAGCCAAGGCCGAGGCAUCUUCCGAAGACUCUGACGCGUCUAGCGAUUCCGAGUCCGGUUCCAGCGACAGCGAGACCGACAGUGAUAGUGAGGAGGAGGCACCAUCCAAGAAGAGGAAGGCCGAAGCUGAGGCUGAGCCUGUUGUUAAGAAGACCAAGACCGAGACCGCCGCUGCCCAGGGUGAAGAGGAGAAUGGCAACCUGUUUGUCGGUAAUCUCUCCUGGAAUGUGGACGAGGAUUGGCUUCAGCGCGAGUUCUCCUCCUUCGGUGAGAUCGAGGGUUGUCGUAUCGUCACCGAUCGUGACUCUGGUCGCUCCAAGGGUUUCGGAUACGUCACCUUUGUCUCUGGCGCUGAUGCUAAGAAGGCACAGAAGGAGAUGCAUGGAAAGGAUUUAGACAACCGCGCCUUGAACGUUGACUUUGCAACCCCACGACAGAACAACCAAGGUGGUGACAAGCCCAACGCUCGCGCCCAGAAGUUCGGUGACCAGCGCAGUGCGGAGAGCAACACCCUCUUCAUCGGCAACGUCUCUUUCGAUGCUACGAACGAUCUGAUUUCCGAGGCCUUCUCCGCCUAUGGCGAGAUCACUCGUGUCUCGCUGCCGACCGAUCGUGAGUCUGGCCAGCCAAAGGGCUUCGGCUAUGUCGAUUUCACUACCGUUGAAGAGGCCAAGGCUGCUCUCGAAGCUCUCAACGGCGCUGAUAUUGCUGGCCGCGCCAUCCGCCUAGACUUUGCCUCGGCCCGCCCCCCUCAGAACGGUGGCGGCUUCGGAGGUGGCCGCGGCGGUGGCCGUGGUGGUGGCCGUGGUGGAUUCGGCGAUCGCGGCCGCGGCGGCCGUGGAGGUGGUCGCGGCGGUGGUCGCGGUGGAGCUCGUGGUGGAUUUGGCUCUACCAACCGUGGUGGCUUCGGCGACUUCUCUGGAAAGAAGGUCACCUUCUAAGCUGUGUAUGCUUGUCAACGAAAACACCAGCCCGACCUCGCCUAGGUGGCCAGUCAGCGUCGCGAGCGUAAGUGAAAUGUAGGUUUAUGUAUUGUCGUCACAUGCUGCUCCCUGCGUGACAAUGAGAGACCAAAGUGAUGUGGUAUGCAGCUAGGGUAGCUCUCUUUGGUUUUCCGGACUGGCGUAGUAUAGGUUUUCA
This is a messenger RNA of Aaosphaeria arxii CBS 175.79, 1864 nucleotides long. RefSeq names its product RNA-binding domain-containing protein. The record is from RefSeq and is a predicted model, not a curated record. The transcript is spliced from 2 exons. The coding region runs from base 220 to 1665 and encodes 481 amino acids. Gene Ontology annotation, molecular function: RNA binding. Lineage: Eukaryota; Fungi; Ascomycota; Dothideomycetes; Pleosporales.